Rosa rugosa (rugosa rose) is the source of this 11191-nucleotide messenger RNA. RefSeq names its product disease resistance protein RPV1-like. The transcript is spliced from 14 exons. Gene Ontology annotation, biological process: signal transduction; defense response. Bases 246 to 4076 code for a protein of 1276 amino acids. Gene Ontology annotation, molecular function: ADP binding. Lineage: Eukaryota; Viridiplantae; Streptophyta; Magnoliopsida; Rosales; Rosaceae. The record is from RefSeq and is a predicted model, not a curated record.
CGUGUGGGACUGGAUUUAACAGUGGAGACUGGACAGUGUGGGCUCAUUGGCAUCACUACUUUACGGACAGUGUGGGCUCAUUUGCUUUAUGAUUGUGGAAACGCGUGGGAAACAUUUCGAGGCAACUUCCUCGGCACCUUUGCUUUUCUUUAAUUAGUGAUUUGAGAAUCCAAUGAACUCUGCCUCUUUCUUCUUCAAAGUCCAGAAACUCUUUCACAAUCUCUCUUGUUAUCUCACAGCUCUCAAUGGUGAACAUUCAAGAAGCCUCUUCUUCUCCAUGGAAAUACCAUGUCUUUUUGAGUUUUAGAGGUGAGGAUACCCGCCAUAAUUUCACGGGCCAUUUGUGCAGCGCUUUGCGUCAGAAUGGAAUCGACACCUUCAUGGAUGAUCAGCUCAGAAGAGGAGAAGAAAUAUCAACAGCACUUCUCCAAGCAAUUGAACUGUCGAGGAUUUCAAUCAUUGUGUUCUCCAAAAACUAUGCAUCCUCCAAGUGGUGCUUGGAUGAACUUGUCAAGAUCCUCGAGUGCAAGAAAUCAAAUCACCAAUUGGUUCGACCAGUUUUCUACAAAGUCGAUCCCUCGGAUAUACGAAAUCACAGAGGUAGCUUUGGGGAGGCACUUGCUAAUCAUAAAUGCAAAUUCAAAGAUAACUCGGACAAGGUCCAGAUAUGGAAGGCAGCUCUUAAAGAAGCGGCAAAUUUGUCAGGGUGGCCUCUUUUGGAUGAGCAUUGCUCUGAACCCAGUGUUAUUCAUGAAAUUGUUAAAGAGAUUUCAGAGCAAGUUAUGAACAGUACAUAUAUGGAUGUGGCCAAGUAUCCAGUAGGAAUAAAAACUCGGGUGCAAGAGAUCCAUAAGCUUUUAGGUGUUGAGGGAAGAGACGUUCAUAUGGUAGGGAUAUGGGGGGCUGGUGGAAUAGGUAAGACGACAAUUGCCAGAGCUGUCUAUAACUCAAUUGCUCAUAAAUUUGAUGGGAGUUUUUUCUUAGAAAAUGUUAGGGCAGAUUCAAUGGGUGCAAGAGGCUUUGUCAAACUACAGAAGACACUUCUUCGUCAGAUUCUAAAGGGAAAAAAAUUAAAUGUGGACAAUGUAGCUAGAGGAAUCACUAUGAUCAAAGAAAUGUUGCAAUACAAAUGUGUUCUCUUAGUGCUUGAUGAUGUGAAUGAUAUUGAUCAGUUAAACAACUUAGCCAGUGACUGUAGUUGGUUUGGUAAGGGUAGUAAAAUCCUCAUAACAACAAGGGAUAGGCAAUUGUUGACCAGUCAUGGUGUUAAUUUAAUAUACGAGGUCCAAAAAUUUGAUCCUCAUGAAGCUCUCGAGCUUUUUAGUUGGAAUGCCUUCAAAAAAAACGGGCCUUUGGAUGGUUUUGCAGAACUUACAAAACGUGCUAUACGCUAUGCUCAAGGCCUUCCAUUAGCUUUGACUGUUCUAGGAUCUUCUCUAUGUGGUGGAAAUGUAGAGAAAUGGCAAGCUGCAUUAGAUGGUUUCAAAAGCUCAAAAAUUAGAGAAGUUCUCAAAAUAAGUUACGAUGGAUUGGAUGACACAGAGAAGGAAGUUUUUCUUGACAUUGCAUGUUUCUUCAAAGGUGAACAUAGAGACCAUGUGAUACAAACAUUAGAAGCUUGUCACUCCAAACUUGCUGAGCAUUGUAUCAACGUGCUCAUAGACAAGGCCCUCAUCAAUACAUCUACGGGUCGCAUUUGGAUGCAUGACUUGCUAGAAGAACUGGGUAGAUAUAUAGUUCACAAAGAGUCACCCAAUGAACCUGGAAGGCGUAGCAGGUUGUGGUUUCAUGAAGAUGUUUACCGUGUUCUAACAGAGAAUAUUGGAACAACCAAUGUUAUAGGCAUCAAGGUGGAGCUGCCCAAAGAUUCAGAUGUGAUAUGUUUAAGUGGGACCACUUUCUCCAACAUGCAAAAUCUUAGACUUUUCAUACACCGUGCUGGACGCUAUUCUGGCGCUGUUGAUAGUCUGCCAAAUAGCUUGAGGGUAGUUGAUUGGCCUAAAUAUCCCUUACAAUUUUUGCCAUCCAAUUUAAUUCCAAGAGAACUUGCUCUAAUCAAUAUGCCUGGCAGUCGCAUCACAGCAUUGGGAGAUAGAUACAAGCAUCUGAUAAAUCUGACAUCAAUAAAUCUAAGUGAUUGUCAGUGCCUAAAGAAAGUGUCAGACUUAUCAGGAAGCCCAAACUUACAACAUUUGAAUCUAGGUCUCUGUAAAAGUUUAGUUGAAGUGCAUUAUUCCGUUGGAUUCCUCGAUAAACUUGAGUAUUUGAGUCUUUGGGACUGCUCAAGUCUCCAGACUUUUCCCACGGAAGUUAGUUGGAAAUCCAUGAGGAAUCUUCAGCUUGGCUUUUGUAGAAGGCUUGAAAAUUUCAUAAAAAUUGUGCACAACAUGGAGUCCAUUAAAACAUUGGAUCUAAGGAAAAGUGGCAUAAAAGAAUUGUCCUUAACGAUUGAAAAUCUUACUUCUUUAAGGGAAUUGUACCUGUUUAGAACUCCCCUUAAGGAAUUGCCUUCAUCGAUUGGGUAUUGCACUUCCUUGAAGAAAUUGAACGCGUCUGAAACUCCCAUCACAGAACUGCCUUCAUCAAUUGGGUAUCUCACGUCCUUGCAGGAAUUGAAUGUUUCUGAAACUUCCAUCAGAGAGCUGCCUUCUUCAAUUGGGAAUCUCACAUCCUUGGUGCAAUUGAAGCUAUCUAAAACUCCCAUUAAAGAACUGCCCCCGUUUGGAAAACUCACGUCCUUGGUGGAAUUGCACGCUUCUGAAACUCUGAUUGAAGAAUUGCCUCUGUCAAUUGGAAAUCUCAAUCGCCUUCGGUCUUUAAAUCUAGCAUUAUGUGCAAACCUUACAAAUGUGCCGCACGGUGUUUACGGAGGGCUGCAGCAUCUACGAUGGAUAGACCUCUCUUGGUGUCCAAAACUGGUGACAUUUCCAAGUAGGGGGAGCGCUUUGGUUUCAUCAAGUGCAGAAUCUCUUCCUUUGAUGCUUCCAUCUAAUUCAAACAAUGGGCAUGAUCAUCAUCCUGGUUCAUUAUUGUUUCCCCAGCUACAGCGUCUUGAUUUUGAAGGAUGCCAAUUAUCAGUGGUCUCUGAUUUCCUAACGAAUCUUGACUGUGCGUCCACAUUAUGGAGCCUUAAUCUUUCAGGAAGCAGUUUUGAUAGUCUUCCGGCAUGCAUCAACAAAUUCAGCGAAUUGAAAUAUCUUAAUUUGGCUGGUUGCAAGAGGCUUCGAGACAUUUCAGAACUUCCACCAAAUAUAGUAGUUAUAAAGCUGGAUGAUUGCGUAUCGUUGGAAAGAUUUUCAAAAUUGUCAAAUAUACUGGAACAGAAAGACACUCCGGGACGUGUUCGCGGGAUCCACUUGUCUAAUUGCAAUAGACUGAUGGAUAGUCUUGGCAUGGACGUGGUGUCGAAGAUGGCAAAAGCAUUGUUUAAUCAGCUGGUGCAUGCCGGCUUAGAUCAGCAUGUUCAGUGGAAUCUUAUUCUUCCAAGCCUCCAGGAAAUUGAAGUUCCAAAUUGGUUUGAUGGGGGUGAGGUGGACACAAGUCUGCUUCCUGGUCAGGACCCUGAGUAUGAUAUAUGUGAAAUUUUGAUAAAAAUCCCCAGGAAUCUGAAGGCUGAGAGAAUAGGAUUGGUUGUCUGUGUUGUUUUUGAACUUACCCAAGAUUUUUUAUAUGAUCCUGAUUGUUGUUUUGUGGAGGUUGUGAUUGAUAAAAAAGUGUGUCCUGACUCUGGUUGCCACUUUUUUAAAUCAAAAGCGACAUGUAUUGCAUCAGCUCAAGAUCAUGUAUUAGUGCAUCUGACAUUUAUUGCUUUCAAGGAGCUAGAGGUGGUGGAUCCUGUGGUUCGAGUGAUUUUUCAUGACUAUGCCUCAGGUGGCAAAGGGUUGCUCCUAAAGAGUUUUGGGGUCCACCUGGCUAAUAUGAAAGACCUGGCACGAGAAAGAUAUAGGCAGAGCAAUGCUAGCAUUUCUGAUCAGGUGGCUUUGCACGCAGAAGGAGCAGCUGUAGCAUCAUUAGUAUCAGAUGACAGCAAUUACGGGGAAGUACACGAUGAUCAUCACAACGGGGAACAAGAAUGAGAACGAGAACAGGAACCUCAUCUUCCAACAAAAAGAUUUGAAGACAUGGCAAGACAAAAAAAUAUAGGCAGAGCAAUGUUAGCAUUUUUGAGGUGCUUUGGAAUUACCUGCUUGUGAUUUUGGUCAUGCACAAGGUUCAGCUAGCUCUAGUAUAAUCAUCAUCAAGUACCGAUUGAGGCCUUGAAGUACACUAUGAUCGAUCAUCAUUAAUACUUGGAUUUCAGAAGAAGAUUUUCUUUUGCCAAAGUUGAUCCCGAAAGAUGGCAAUUGAUGGUGAGAGGGGCAGAGGCACCUAUUAAUCUGGACUCAUGUAAUGGUCAAAUCUCGAUCAAUCCACACGAACAAGGCUGGGUUUGUUCUUCAAUUUCAAUUUGUGUUUGCUCAUUGGUUGUCUGGCGUUUUACUUAUUUUUAAUUUUUAUCUCUGGGCUUUUAAUUGGUAUUGUUUGCUGGCUUUUACUGCGCUCUGUUUGUUACAAGUGAGAGUGAUAUAAUGCUAUAUAUCUUUAAACACUGGACUCAUAUCUGACAUUAUUAAACUCAGAUGAUUCGUAUAACAUAUAAUUUUGAUAUCACUAACUAAAGUAGGGAAACUACCUAAAAUACCACUUCAAAAGAAUGUCCAGCAAAGGCACUUUAGAAAUUCCUAAGGCACUUUAGAAUGUGUGAAUGUGCACUUCACCUGUAUGAAAAAAUAAUGUCCAGCAAACGUUCGUAACAGAUUUGGAAUAUGAUUCUUUUAUUAAGGACAGUUUGAAGUGUGCACAUUUCAUACAUUAGACUUUGAAAAAAAGUAGAAACAUGCAAUGGAGGGCAGCUCUUACGGAAGCAGCAAAUUUGUCGCUGUGAUUUCCAAUUGCAUUUGUAUAAUUUUUUUUUUCUUUGCUUUACUUUUCUCGCAUAUAUCUGUCCUUUUUUGUUUAUUAGUGGAUUUAUUCAUAAUUUACUUAUAUUUCUGAGUUGUAUUGAUAAAGAUUGGAAGACUCUGGUACUCUGGUAGUUUAGGAUUGAAGAUGUUGAAAUAUGUAGUACGGGGCAUAUUCUAGGGUUUCAGACUCAAUGAAGAUUGAAAACCAAAAAUGAAUGAAGUUUUUGGAAAUGGAUUGAGAAUUACAACUUACUUGUUUAUGAGUGCAAAUUCAAUUGUCUUACUCACUAAUUGACUUGCUAACAGAUUUAUCAGUUAUUACAACUUGCAGUGUAACCAUAGUUACUGACAACUAAGCCUAGUCAUAGUUAAGCGUACUAUACUGUAACUCCCCACCAAACCCCAACCUCCCCUUAGGUAGAGGACCUAGCUGCAGGUUGGCAACAAGAGAAUGAAACUCAGAGCAAGGCAAGCCCUUAGUAAAGACAUCUACAAGGUGCUCUGCAGUGGAAAGAUAGGAAUUAAUUUCUAUAGCUCAGUUUGUGAUAUUUCUAACCUGUUUCUAAGUCCUUGUGCUGUAUUUAAGCAUAGCCUGCUUUCAUUCUGAUUAUGAGAAGCUUAGAGAUCAGGAAUUUAGAGUGGUAGAAAGGGGAGUCCUUUCCUUGGAUCUCCCAAGGCACACGAGGAUUAUUGAAAAUUUAACCUCUGCGGCUUUGUUUGCUUAGGUAAUACUGAUUAGCCUCUUUACACAGCACUCACGCGUGCAGCAUAGUUUCGUACUCAACAGUAAUAUCACCAACUAAAGUAGGCAAACUGCCUAAAAUACCACUUUAAAAUUGGACAUUGUCACUUUAGAAAUACCCAAGGCACUUUAGAAUGUUUGAAUGUGCACUUCACCCGUAUGAAAAAAUAAUGUCCAGCUAACAUUAGUAACAGAUUUGGAACAUGAUUUCCUUCUUUUAUUAAGGACAGUUUGAAGUGUGCACAUUUCAUACAUUAGACUUUGAAGAAAAAGAAACAUGCAAUGGGGGGAAGCUCUUACGGAAGCAGCAAAUUUGUCGCCGUGAUUUCCAAUUGCAUUUUUGUAAUUUUUAUUUUUUUUGCUUUACUUUUCUCGCAUAUAUCUGUCCUUUUUUGCUUAUUAGUGGAUUUAUUCAUAGUGUAGCUUAUAUUUCUGACUUGUAUUGAUAAAGAUUGGGAAAACUCUGGUAAUAUGGGAUUGAAGAUUGAGAACCAAAAAUGAAUGAAUUUUUUUGAGUAUGAAUGGAUUGAGAAUUGCAACUUACUUGUUUAUGAGUGCAAAUUCAAUUGUCUUACUCACUAAUUGACUUGCUAAUAGAUUUAUCAGUUAUUACAACUUGCAGUUUAACCAUAGCUACUGACAACUAAUUAUAGACGGUAAGUCUAGUCAUAGUUAAGCGUCCUAUACUUUAACUCCCCCGCCCUUAGGUAGAGGACCUAGCUGCAGGUUGGCAAUAAGAGAAUGAAACUCAGAGCAGGGCAAGCCCUUAGUAAAGACAUCUGCAAGGUGCUCUGCACUGGAAAGAUGGGAAUUAAUUUCUAUAGCUCAUUUUGUGAUAUUUCUAACCUGCUUCCAAGUGCCUUGUGCUGCACUUAAGCAUAGCCUGCUGUCAUUCUGAUUAUGAGAAGCUAGAGAUCAGGCAAUUGGAAUGGUAGAAAGGGGAUCUCUUUCCUUGGAUCUCCCAAGGCACAUGAGGAUUAUAGAAAAUUUAACCUCUCUGGCUUUGUUUGCAUAAGUGAUACUGAUUAGCCUCUUUACACGCAUUCACGCGCGCAGCAUAGUUUCGCACUCAACAGUACUUGAAUAAGCAUAAUUGCUAGGUUGAGUCUUUUGAAAAAGAUGACGUGUUAUGAACCAUGAUUAAGACAGAGUUGACAUGAGACUGUAAUGGAUGAACGAUGGUAUUAAAACCAAUGAACCAUGAUUAUAGAAACCACCUUUUAUUCUUGAAGCUGCCAUUAUAGGGUCCUGCCAUUGUCUGAAUCAUCAGCAAUUGUGCCUCUAUUAUAAAAGUUGCCAUCACCAUACUAAUUUCUGCCUCUUUCUCUUCAAUUUUGAGGAUUUUAAGUUGUGUGGCUAUCAUUGCAGUUGUAAUGUUAACGAAAGGAGAUAUUCUUGGCAGCCUCUGCAGACAGAGGAGAAAGCUGCAAUGUUGUGGCAGCCUAAUCAACUGUUUUGAUAGUGUAUUCAUCAGUGAUAUAAUUCUAGUACUCUGAUCUUUUGCAGAAUUUGAAUUAAUUCUAUAGGAUUCACCGAAGAUCCAUAUUAGUCUCUUCCUAAUUAUUAAAUGGAACUGACUGCUUAAAUAUUUCAGCUUAAGACUGCAUAUGGAAUUCUUUUUGGUAUUAAAUACCAGUCAGUUUUCGUUGUUGUGUAUUUGUGACAAGACAAGCUUGGCAUCUAUUGCGAAGCUUAACAAAAGUGUGUCAAUUGAUUUAAGAUCUGUUGAUUCAUGUUGUGAACUUGUGAUUAGCCUUAUUUUCUUUUCCAAUAUUUGGUACGAUUAGGGAAGUUGUCACAAAAAAUUAUUAAGAAAUUCAUAAUUACUGCAAAUAAACAUGACAGAAUUGAGUAAUGAAUGCAAGAAUGUCAUACGAAGACGGCUAGCUAGGGUUAGAGAGCGCGCGUUGCUCUAAUCUUGAAUCGUGUUGGAUCUUUAUUAUGGUAACGGAUUGAAUGGGAAAUUUUUUGACAUUUUUAAAACAUGUAGAUGGCCAUAAUAAAUCAAUAAUUCUCAAAACGAGUUAAUGUUAUUGUAUAAAAAAAGUAUUGCCUGAUAAUAAAAAUUAGAGCUCAUAAAUUGGAUCACUUUGCGAGUUAAUGCUAUUGUAUAAAAAAAGUAUUGCCUGAUAAUAAAAAUUAGAGCUCAUAAAUUGGAUCACUUUGCUAGUUUAGAUCAUGAAGUUGAUCCCUCUUUAGUUGAGGCUCUUGACUUCCUACAAGAUGUCACCCAACCACACCACACCCCCCCCCCCCCCCCCCCCCCAAAUUUAUUAAAUAAUAACAUGGGUGUGGGAUGAGCCUCCCAAUUUGCCCAUUAUUUGCUUCUAAUUAAUUGUUUUCAAAAUCCCACUUUUAAUUGUUGUUAUAGAAAGCCAACUUUAACUGAAUCAAAUGCCACACCAUCUGCAGAACAACAUAGCAUGGGGUUUGAAAUGAGUUUAAAUAGACCCACACACACACACAUAUAUAUAUAUACAAGCGGGUUCAAAAGAGGACGUCCGCACUUUCGCUAAAGUGCGGACGGCGCUGCUGCAGCAGCUUUCAGGCGGUGACGGGGCUUGCCGGACGGAGGCCGGAGGCAUCCCAGGCAGCUUCUGGGCAGCGAUCGAGGUCGGAGGAGGUCGAGGUUGCAGGUUUCUGGGCAACGACCUCACCUGCAACUGCAGGUUCCUGGGCAGCGCUCCAACCACGUCGCCGGCGACUACACCAACUGCAGACCGGUCCGUCCGACCCCUAGCCUCCGUCCGGCAAGCGCCGCCGCUCUGUCGCACCCCGAACCGAGCUGCAGCAGCUCCGUCCGCACUUUAACGAAAGUGCGGAUGUCCUCUUUGGAACGCCUCCAUGUGUGUGUGUAUAUAUAUAUAUAUAUAUAUAUAUACACACACACACGGAUCAUGGAGGCUAACUGGACGUGCACAAAUUUACUUAGGUAUUUGUUAAAAGUGAUAAAAGAGGGGUAAAUCAGACCAGAAUAAUUUGAGAGGUCAAAUGUUAAAUUUAGAGGUUCGAAUAGAAUUGGAUUUCAAUUAUCUUGUUGUAUGAUUGUUACAUUACAGAAGCUCAAAAAAUUAAAAAAUGGCAUUGAUGAGCUAAAAAAAUAAUUAAUCACAUACAUAUAUAUGGCUCAGAAAUCACGGAAGCUCAUUUUAGGAUCCACCAUUUUCCCAGUACCCCGCCCUCUUCCCCUACCUCUCCUUGAUCCUCUACCCCUUCCUCUUGAACCUCUGAAAAAGGACUUUCCGUACUUCAUCUCCACAAGUGAAUGGAGUAACUCAUCACAAAGAAUGCAACCAGUAUACAGGGUCGCCCCAUCUUCCAAGGGUGUUGUCUUUUUAUUAAAGUCCACUUGUAUGAUUGUCGAGUCACACUCAGGACACCGCUCUGGAGUAGUGGAGAUUUGAUGAGCCCCUUGGGGGAGGAGCACAAGGAAAUUGCACAUGUUGCAACAUAGUCGCCACUUGGGAGCACUUACGGGGUCUAGAACAAGAGUUCCACUACAUUCAGGGCAAGCACAGACUCCUUGGGAUAUCAAUGAAUGUCGACACGUGGGAUGUGGGCAAAGGAAGCAUGGCAUGCCAGCCCCCUUUCCCAGCUUGCCAGAUGAACCAGAUUUUGCAGCUCCAAAUAGAGUGUCAAUACCUUCAAAUGGAGGACUAUUGUAGCAGUAAGGGCAAAGAGAAAAUGACUUGCCAUCUGGGCCAGGAGUUCCUUGUAGAGCUGCAAAAAGCAAUUGGUUUGGUUAUUCACAGGAAGUUCCUUAAUAAGAAUUCAGAACAAGAUAGGAUAGGAUUGUAAGCACUUUUCAAUUCGAGGCAAGUUUGUUGAAUCCUAUCAUUAACCAAAUGCAUUGCUUUUCAUUUUCAUUUUCUUUUAUGUAGAUUGAUUGAAUGACAUAAACAGCAAGUAAUUGAGUUCAGUUUCAGGGCUCGGUUAUGAGGAAAAAUCAAAUAAAACUGAACCCUCUUUGAUGAACUCAUAGUUUGUUCAUAGUUUGAAUCUGUGAAGUAAAACGAAAAAGAAAUUAUAAUUGAUGUAAGAGAUACCAUUGAACUUGAUGAAACUGAAGACAAGAUCUUUGAGAGGCAGCUUGGAACGCUUGACCAUUAUGGACUUAAGACUGAGCUUCGUGUCGCAGGUGGAUGGGUCAUUGAUAAGCUUCUGGGAAAAGAGUGCAAGGAUAUCGACAUUGCUUUGGAAAAUAUGAUGGGCAGCAAAUUUGUUGACAAGGUGAGAGACUGCUUGUUGUCUGUGGGGGAAGAGGUUCAAGGAAUCGCUAUCAUUCCAAGUAAUCCCGAUCAAUCAAAACAUUUGGAAACGGCGAGGAUGCGCAUCUUAAAUGUAUGGGUUGAUUUUGUGAACUUACAUUGUGAAGAGUACAGUGAUGAUAGCCGGAUUCCUACUAUGGCGCAAAGUUCAAUUUCAUACUCGAUGAACAACUAAAGGAAGCUGCUGCCUGUGAUGAAGUGAAAGCUGCUCUAUCAGCUAAAAUUAGCAGAAAGCGAAUUGGAGCUGAAAUUGAUCUGAUGAUCUCUGCAAACCAACCUGUCCAAGCUAUGACCUAUAUAUGUGACUUGAAGUUAUUUUGGGUUGUCUUCAGUCUUCAUCCGCACUGUGAGCCAUCAGAAGGAUGCGACAGCGAUUGUGUCGCGUACUUGGAUUGUACAUGGAAUCCUAUUCAUUUAGUGGGGCACUCUAUCUUCAAUGACGAACAAAGAAUGCUCUCCUUUUAUGCUGCAAUGUUCCUUCAACUUAGGAAGACCAUGUAUAAAGAUAGGAAAGCAAAAGAUGUAGGGCUUUCUUCACCUCUUUUGAAAACAAUAUUUCACAUCUUUGAUCUCAGAAUUCUACAAAUGGCGUUGAAGUUUCUGAACAAAUAAGGGAAGAGAACUUCUGGAGGGGCUUAGAAUGGAGUGUGAGCAAGAACGGGAAUGGAAAUGGGAAGAAUGAGUGAAGAAGGAGGAGGAAAAAGAAAAGGCAAGGGAGCAGUUGAAGAAGCAGAGGGUACAAGAAUGGGAAGCAUUCGAGAAGGACAGUGAAGAGAGAGGGAGAGAGAGAAGAAGAGAAGAAGCGUUGAUUCUUCUCAACCAGCUGGAUUGUCUGAUCAUACUGGUGCAAGCAACUACUAUUUAUCACAGAUGAUGCAGAAUUUGCCCCAUGUGAAUAGUUUGGAUCAGUUCAUUGUUGACGGAUGAUUUCUUUUAUUGUAAAACAGCUCUCUGCAUGUAUGCAAUAAUCUCUGCAGUGCUGGUGGAUAUGUAAAGGUUAGUGAAUUGCUUAAUGUACUCUAAAGAGUACUUUAUUCAGUUAGGUAUGGUUCUAUACUGAUCUGUCUAGCUUCAAAUCAAAGUUAAUGAGGGCUAUUUAUUUGUUGAUCUAAUUUUUAAUGUAACUAUCUUUCUUAGAAUGAAGAAAAGUUCCUUCUUCCCCUCAAUAAUAUUUUGGCACUAUGAUUGUGAGAUCAGAUUUUUAUUUAGUUUCUAUUAAUGUGUAGGGUUUUGAUGUA